Coffea eugenioides is the source of this 375-nucleotide messenger RNA. Its product is annotated as cyclin-dependent protein kinase inhibitor SMR2. The record is from RefSeq and is a predicted model, not a curated record. The transcript has a single exon. Bases 1 to 375 code for a protein of 124 amino acids. Gene Ontology annotation, biological process: regulation of DNA endoreduplication. NCBI's taxonomy places the organism in Eukaryota, Viridiplantae, Streptophyta, Magnoliopsida, Gentianales, Rubiaceae.
AUGUCCAAAGCUCAUGCUGUAGAGGAAAGUUCGUCAAAGAAUUUGAGCGAAGAAGAUGAGAAGAAGCCAAAGAAGUCGGGGACCAAUCAUGAAGAAGAUCAGUGUAAAACGCCUGUAUCUCAAGACCAAAAAAUCCCAGCUCCUCAAACCUGCCCACCAGCACCGAAGAAACCAAAAAGAAGAGGGAUUUCACGUAAGAGGAAAUUGUCCAAGUUGCAGUUCUUUGAAAAAACUGGACAAGAAGAGGUAGAAUCCUUUUUCCAAUCUUCUUCUUCUGAGAUGUCUUCUACUACUAGUAGCCAUGUUGCACCGGAAACCGCCGCAGAAACUCAAACUACAAGUAGUAAGAAUAAGAAGAGACGCAAAAGUUCAUGA